Molecule: messenger RNA, 3001 nt
Organism: Tripterygium wilfordii
Lineage: Eukaryota; Viridiplantae; Streptophyta; Magnoliopsida; Celastrales; Celastraceae
Product: putative potassium transporter 12
Exons: 9
Coding region: 251-2770 (839 amino acids)
Biological process (GO): potassium ion transmembrane transport
Cellular component (GO): membrane
Molecular function (GO): potassium ion transmembrane transporter activity
Source: RefSeq, a predicted model, not a curated record
UUUGUUUUCAAGUAUUGAUUGCCGUGGUCCUUGGUCGCAGACUGAGCAUUUGAAACGUGAAAUCCAUUGGACAAACCCAGCAAUGAUUGAAACAACAAGAACAUAGCGCAUACUUUGAAUCAAGAUCUGUUGCAGUACAAAGUUUCAAGCUUUGACAGUUUUGAUUCCGGGUAUGCAAGCAUAGAAUAAUUGGAUCGAGCGAAGUGUUUGAGUAAGUAACAAUAGUGAAGUUUCUGCUACUGGGUUUUGGAUGGAGGAAAAAGAUGGGAUUGAAGAGAGCAGUGUGAGGUUGUUGGGUAGCAGCAGCAGUGGUGGUGGUGACCAAAGGUGGGUGGAUGGAAGUGAGGUGGAUUCCGAAUCUCCUCCAUUUUCUCUAUUUGAUGAGAAUGAUAUCAGAGAAGGGUAUGGAUCUAUGAGGAGAAGACUUGUCAAGAAGCCCAAAAGAGUUGAUUCUUUUGAUGUUGAAGCUAUGCAGAUUGCUGGUGCUCAUGGACACCACCAGAAGGAUCUGUCCCUCUGGCCAACCAUUGCAUUGGCCUUUCAAACUCUUGGUGUGGUAUAUGGUGACAUGGGUACUAGCCCUCUUUAUGUCUUUGCCGAUGUGUUCAGCAAAGUACCCAUCGAGUCAGAGGUAGAUGUCUUGGGUGCUUUAUCAGUAGUCAUGUACACAAUUGCUCUUAUACCUUUAGCGAAAUACGUCUUUGUCGUUCUCAAAGCCAAUGAUAAUGGGGAAGGGGGGACAUUUGCAUUGUACUCGCUGAUUAGUAGAUAUGCUAAGGUUAAUAUGUUGCCAAAUCGUCAGACAGCUGAUGAAUUGAUUUCAAGUUUCAAGCUCCAACUGCCCACUCCAGAAUUGGAAAGAGCUUUAAACAUAAAAGAUAAUUUGGAGAGGAGAUCAUCCUUGAAAACCCUUCUCUUGUUGCUGGUCCUGAUGGGAACUUCCAUGAUUAUUGGAGAUGGUAUUCUGACCCCAGCAAUCUCAGUGAUGUCUGCUGUGAGUGGUCUGCAGGGAGAAAUAAAGGGAUUUGGGACAACCGCUCUCGUCAUUGUUUCAAUUGUAAUUCUUGUGGGUUUGUUCAGCAUACAGAGAUUUGGGACUGGUAAAGUGGGUUUCUUGUUUGCCCCGGCAUUAGCUUUGUGGUUCUUCUCUCUGGGUUCUAUCGGACUUUAUAAUCUUGUGAAGUAUGACAUCACUGUCUUGAGGGCAUUUAAUCCCGCUUAUAUCUAUUUAUUCUUCAAGAAGAACAGCAGUGAUGCAUGGUCAGCUCUUGGUGGUUGUGUUCUAUGCAUUACAGGAGCUGAAGCAAUGUUUGCCGAUCUAGGGCAUUUCUCCGUAGAAGCGAUUCAGAUGGCCUUUACUUGCGUGGUGUUCCCUUGCCUUCUGUUGGCUUACUUGGGCCAAGCUGCAUAUUUAACGAAACACCCUGAUUCUGCAGAAAGAAUAUUUUAUGAUUCUGUUCCAGAGAGUCUUUUCUGGCCAGUCUUUGUUGUAGCCACAAUUGCAGCCAUGAUUGCCAGCCAAGCAAUGAUAUCUGCUACGUUUUCAUGUGUGAAGCAGUCUAUGGCUCUCGGAUGCUUUCCACGGCUGAAGAUAGUUCACACCUCAAAGAGGCGGAUGGGCCAAAUAUAUAUCCCUGUAAUUAAUUGGUUUUUGAUGAUCAUGUGCAUUAUUGUGGUUUCCAUCUUUCAAAGCACCACAGAUAUUGCCAAUGCAUAUGGUAUAGCUGAGGUUGGAGUGAUGAUUGUUAGCACCACAUUGGUGACGCUUGUCAUGCUUCUAAUAUGGCAGACCAACUUAUUUCUGGCUUUGUGCUUUCCGUUUGUAUUUGGAUCAAUUGAGCUCAUCUACUUGUCUGCGGUUCUAUCUAAACUCUUGGAGGGUGGUUGGCUUCCGCUUGUUUUUGCUACAUUCUUUCUUUGUGUGAUGUACACUUGGAACUAUGGAAGCGUGUUGAAGUACCAGAGCGAGGUCAGGGAGAAGAUUUCGAUGGACUACAUACAUGAACUUGGCUCCACUUUGGGAACUGUAAGAGUUCCGGGUAUUGGAUUGCUAUACAACGAGCUUGUCCAAGGCAUUCCCUCAAUUUUUGGGCAGUUUCUACUGAGCCUUCCGGCAGUCCACUCUGUUGUAGUGUUUGUUUGCAUUAAGUAUGUCCCUGUCCCUGUGGUGCCGCAAGAGGAAAGAUUUCUGUUUCGAAGAGUUUGCCCCAAAGACUACCAUAUGUUCCGCUGCAUUGCCCGCUACGGUUACAAAGAUGUCCGGAAGGAAGAUCACCGUGCAUUUGAGCAGCUUCUAAUUGAAAGCCUUGAGAAGUUCUUGAGAAGGGAGGCUCAAGAUCUCGCGUUAGAGAUUGAUGCAAGCGAGGUGGAUUUCGAUAGCGUAUCAGUGAGGUCUAGGGAUUCUGCUGCGAGGGGCAGAAAUGGGGUCGAGGAGCUUAGGGUUCCAUUGAUUCUUGAUCAAAGACUGGGAGAAGCAGGGACUUCAACAUCCAAUGAAGCUUCUCUAGAAUUGCCAUCCAGUGUGAUGUCAUCAGAUGAAGACCCGAGCCUGGAGUACGAGCUUUCAGCACUCCGAGAAGCAAUGGAUUCGGGAUUUACAUAUUUGCUUGCUCACGGGGACGUUAGGGCAAAGAAAAAUUCCUUCUUCCUCAAGAAAUUGGUUAUAAACUACUUCUAUGCAUUCUUGAGGAGGAAUUGCAGAGCUGGUGCUGCAAACAUGAGUGUUCCUCACAUGAAUAUCUUGCAAGUUGGAAUGACAUACAUGGUCUGAUCUUAUCAUGUUUUUUAGCAGACUUUUCCCAUUCCAUUGAUAGAUCUUUGGUUGCUGUCUCCAUCAAUUUGAACCAACUGGACAUGUGUGUAUCAGGUACUUAUAUACAAACAAGUAGUGUGUAUCAGAUGAGAACUUGGAACUUCAGCAUGGACAUUGUAGACAAAAAACAUUUAUGAUUUGUGGAUUCUUCAUUGAUGAGAAUAAAGUUUAUGUAGUUCAACAGUAGUA